GCUUACGAGAAAAAUUCAUGGGAGAUGCCUUCUUCGAUUCUCUGGCUCGUUGUUGCCGUCCGCUUCUCCGAUCAUGCUCGCUCGGCGACACUCCUCCGCCACACGGUUACCAGCUUCACGCCGCGCUUGUUAAGAAUGGACUUUUCUUUCUUUCAAGCAUUUCAUCGAACAUCUCCAGUGCCUUGUUUCACAUGUACGCCGCCCUUGGUCCUCCGGCCUCGGCGCUCCGGGCGUUCGAGGAGAUACCGGUUGUAGCGCGAUUCACGCCUGACUGGACAGCGCUGAUCUCGUGCCACAUUCGACAUGCUCUUCCUUCCCGCGCUAUCCUCUUCUUCCGCUCCAUGCUUCGUGCUGGGGCUUCACCAGACGAGGUCACCCUCAUUGCGCUCCUCUCGGCCUCUGCGCGCUUGUCUGACAACUUCUCUGGCUAUGCGGCGCACCUUCUCUUCUUCAAGCUCGGCCUCCCAUUCACCGCCGCGUCAUGCAAUGCCGCGAUGGAUAUGUACGCCAAGUCAAGCAGAAUGGAUGAAGCCUGGAAGCUUUUCAAAGAGAUGAAGGAACCUACGAUUGUCUCCUGGACAAUCAUCCUCACUGGCGCGCUUCGGUGGGAGGGUUUGAGAAGUGGGCAGGAGGUGUUUGAUAGAAUGCCUCAGAGGAAUGACGUCGCCUGGACGGUGAUGAUCUCGGCUUGCAUCGAAGCAGGACGUCCCAGAGAUGCUCUCAGUUUGCUAGGUGAGUUGUUGUUUGAUGGUGUUCACUUGAGGUGGCUCAACCAUGUUAGUAUGUGCUCGCUCCUCUCGGCAUGCUCGCAGGCUGGAGACCUCACCGUCGGUCGCUGGCUCCACACCCAUUUCAUCAAAGCAACAAGCUUUGCUGAUAAUUAUAAGGACCAUCUUCUCAAAGUGAACACUGCUUUGAUAGAUAUGUAUGGGAAAUGCGGAAGAGUAGACAAUGCACUCACUCUGUUUGAAAGAAUGGCGGAGAGAAACGUAGUGUCCUGGAAUGCAAUGCUGAGUGGUCUGUCGAUGCAGGGCAUGGGUCUCCGAGUGCUGCACUUGUUCACCAGGAUGGUCACUGAAGGUGAAGAGCAGCCAGAUGAUAUAACCAUGGUGAGUGUUCUCAGUGCAUGCAGUCGCUCAGGCUUAGUGGAAGAAGGUCGCAACAUGUUUCAAGAACUCGGCUCGAUUUAUAAGAUAACACCAAAAAUAGAACAUUUUGCUUGCAUGGUUGAUCUCUUAGGCAGGGCAGGGUGUGUAGAUGAAGCUGAAUCUCUCGUCAGGGCAAUGCCCAUGCAACCCAAUGAAGUAGUGCUUGGCUCACUGUUAGCCUCUUGUGCUUUGCAUGGGAAGCUAGAAUUGGGAAGAAAGCUGAUGCAAGAGCUUGUUCAAUUAUACCCAGAUAACACGGAGUACCAUGUCCUGCUGUCCAACAUGUUCGCAGCUUCCCAGAGACACACUGAGGCCGAUGAUCUCCGGAUGGUAGUGAAGAACAGAGGGAUUCAGAAGACUCCUGGAAUGAGCUUCAUUGAGAUCAAUGGCAUUGUGCACUGGUUCACUGCAGGUGAUAAAACACACCCUCAAACUACAGAGAUUUACACCAUGCUGGUUGAAAUAGUACGUAGGCUGAAGCUGGCUGGGUACACCAUUGAUGCAGCUUCUCAAAACUCCAGAGUUGCUGAUAACUACAUGGAGAAUGGAGAUGAGAGAGAGGAGCGUGAACAGGCUCUGUUGGUUCACAGUGAGAGGCUGGCAUUGGCACUAGGCCUGAUGAGCACAAAGCCUGGUGUAACACUGCGCAUUGUGAAGAAUAUAAGGAUUUGCUCUGACUGUCACUCUGCCAUGAAGCUUUGUGCUUCCAUCUUUGAGAGAGAGAUCAUCAUCAGGGACCGGAAUCGCUUCCAUUGCUUCAAGGCUGGUCUCUGCUCUUGUUCUGAUUUUUGGUGAAUGUGGCAAGUUUUUCCUUCAAAGGCCCUGGGAAUUCUGGAACAUCUUUUUUAGUAGCAAUAUCAGAUGGUGAAGUUACAAAGGACACAUGGAAUCUUGACGAUGGUCUUAUCUUGGCCCUUUUUUUUUCUCCUAAGGUCGUGCACAGAUUUCGGCGAAGUAAGUAGGAACAGGAUCUGUGCACAUACAGGCGCUGAAACCAUCCCCACACACAACCACUACUCACAUUUUCAGAAAUGUAUCCUCACUUAUGAUUCGAACUCUCACCACUUGUGAAAGAUUUUAAUAGAGACCCGGCUACCAAUAGACCACUUGGUCAUCGGUGAAUAGGCCCCUCAUGUUGCCUCCUGCAAUGUUCUUAUCAAGGCUUUGGCACAGGACUCUGAGAAGCAAUCGGUGUUCUCCAACUUAUGCUGCAUGAACAAUGCUGUCUCAAUGUCCAUUCUUACAAGCUCAAACUCACACUUCAUGAACAAUGCUGCCCAAUGUCCAUUCUUAUAUGUGGAUUGUUCAUGCUCUUAAAGGCGAAAAGGUUGGCGGAUUCAAUGUGGAAUUUCAGUUGUUCCCCAAACACUGGGCCUGUAUUGUGUUAAUGGAAGCACUCUGCAAGAUUUGAUAUUUCAAAUGAUGCUGAGAGAAUAUUAGAGGAGAGUGUUAGCGUGGGAGGGCAACCAACCGUGAUCACUCGACGGCAUUUAUGUAAAUGAUCUUUGUAAGAAUGGUGGUGCGGAUAAAGCAUUUGAACGAUUGGAAGUUAUACUGGAGAAGGGGUUAAUUAUAUCCAAAUUUUGUGACUUUGAGCGUUUUUGAUUUGCCUUUGUCAUUGCUCCAAGGCUUUGGGAGGCUUAGCGCCUGUUGGUAAAGAAGCCAUGGGAUGGAGUGUGAUUUGGAUGUUAUGAAUUAUAACACAAUCAUGAGUGAGUUGUUUAAGAAUGGGUAAUCUUUUAUGGUGCUUAAACUCCUAGGUAGCAUGAUGAGCAAGCACAUCAAUCCGAAUUAGUGGACUUUUAUUACAAGAUGCAUAGGCUAUGCGGAGUUGGGAAGCUUUCCUAUGCAAAAUUUGUAAUUGAACGUAGGGUGUUUAUUGCGAAUGAUGUUACUUUUACCAUUUCGAUGCAAUACUUUUGGUUGGGAAGGCAAUUUGGUGAGCUUCUAAUUGUGUGACGGACGGUGUGAUGGUUGAUAGUUUCAGUUGACAAGAGAAAUAUUCAGAGGCUAUUGAUUUCUUUGUUAGUUCUCUAGACGGUUGAUUGUUUCAAUAGACAAGGGAAAUAUUUGGAGGCUAUUGGUUUCUUCAUUGGUUCUCUGGACAGAUGGUGGGUUUUCACCGAAGGUUAAUUCUUUAGCUGGAUGGCCGGUUCUCACCAGAAGAGGCCGGGAACAUAGCUUAUGGGUUGAUAAGGGGGCCGGCCGGACGCUUAGCUUAUGGGUUGAUAAGCGGGUGAAUAACUCAGGGACACACUAAAUCUGCUUAAAUGGAUUACGAGUCAAGGAUGGGUUCCAGAUUUUUGCUUUUUCCGUUCAUUGAUCAAGGCGCAUGCUGUAGUAAUGGUUACUGUCAAGGCAUGGAAAAUACAUGAGGAGCACUUCAUCAUCUCUGUGGAAUAUGGUUUAGGGUAUAAAGAACUCUUGGAUCACAUUAUACUGGAGGGAGCUAACAUACUGCAAUAUCUGUUAAUACAUGAUGGAUCUAUGAAGAACAGUGUAGAUGGAGGUCAGACUUCAAACUCAAAACAUAGUAGUAGAUGCAUUGUACAAACUUAAUUGAUAAGAUACACAACAAUAUGUAUAUUCAUCCAUAGAUGAGUUCAUAUAUGUUCUCUACUGUUUAGAUGUAUGAUUAAUUUGAAAUUAUAAGAUUAUUUUCUCUAGUUUUGGAUUGAAGAAAUUCUCAUGUAUUCAAUC
Messenger RNA from Dioscorea cayenensis subsp. rotundata (Guinea yam), 3848 nucleotides. Its product is annotated as pentatricopeptide repeat-containing protein At5g15340, mitochondrial-like. The record is from RefSeq and is a predicted model, not a curated record. Gene Ontology annotation, biological process: RNA modification. The transcript is spliced from 3 exons. The coding region runs from base 18 to 1943 and encodes 641 amino acids. Lineage: Eukaryota; Viridiplantae; Streptophyta; Magnoliopsida; Dioscoreales; Dioscoreaceae. Gene Ontology annotation, molecular function: RNA binding; protein binding; zinc ion binding.